This is a messenger RNA of Cydia amplana, 2583 nucleotides long. RefSeq lists its product as uncharacterized. The transcript is spliced from 9 exons. The coding region runs from base 68 to 2551 and encodes 827 amino acids. The record is from RefSeq and is a predicted model, not a curated record. Lineage: Eukaryota; Metazoa; Arthropoda; Insecta; Lepidoptera; Tortricidae.
UUAUUUUAUAUUUAUUCCGUUCUUGUUGUGAGUGUGUUGUGACUUAAAUUGGUUUUGAUGAAUGAAGAUGGAGCAGACAGCGAUGCAGAACAUAUCCUUUCAGCCAAAAACUAUGGCGGAAUUGCUUCCAAAUCUUGCCCUAAACGGUAUAUUAUCUAAGGAAGCAUUACUGACGCUUACUGGUAAAAAGAAGCCUCGAAACACUAUGGCAAUUAACCGAACAGCUGAGAAGGCCGUGAAGCCACUAACUAUGGCUGAAAUGAGAGCUGAAUUACAAGCUUUCAAAGGCCGCACCCCUUGCAAGGCUCAGCCGGCGCUAUCAACAAGGAAGAAAGGCUGGAACUCUUCCGUGAAAGUGGACAAGAGGGUGAACCACACGGUGGAUGGGAAGCUGCGCAAUAAUGUGGUCAGAAAGGUUCUCAUUUUCCAACCACCUAAACCCGUAGCUCCGGUUCAGAACAAAACAAUAUCAAAUGGCCGUGUAUCAAUGAUGCCACCUGCCCGCUCGAGAAUGACUUCAACGGCAGCUGUAUCCAAAACCAGGAUGACUCCCAUGCCUCCCGAGACUCCAAAGUUUCCCAAACCAGAACACAGAGCAAAGAAGUCACUGUAUAUUCAAGCUAAAACGAAUGUACGGAUCAGCGGCAUAUGCGACAUUCCAGAAACACCAGUAGAAACGAAACCAGCAAAACCCAGAGUAACUAUUGCCAACAAAGAAAACAGAUCAUGCCAAGCUAAUGUAAACAGAAAAUCCAUCACUCCCACGCUCAUAAACCACAAGAGGCUGGCCCCCCCCCCAAACCCCAAACCUGACACACCUUUAUCCAAUGACUCCUGGAAAUCUGGCAGCGAUGCCAGUUUCAUACAAAAAGAAAAGGAAAUCCAUGAAACUGAGGCUAUCACAGCGAUGCAGAACAUAUCCUUUCAGCCAAAAACUAUGGCGGAAUUGCUUCCAAAUCUUGCCCUAAACGGUAUAUUAUCUAAGGAAGCAAUACUGAGGCUUACUGGUAAAAAGAAGCCUCGAAACACUAUGGCAAUUAACCGAACAGCUGAGAAGGCCGUGAAGCCACUAACUAUGGCUGAAAUGAGAGCUGAAUUACAAGCAUUCAAAGGCCGCACCCCUUGCAAGGCUCAGCCGGCGCCAUCAACAAGGAAGAAAGGCUGGAACUCUUCCGUGAAAGUGGACAAGAGGGUGAACCACACGGCGGAUGGGAAGCUGCGCAAUAAUGUGGUCAGAAAGGUUCUCAAUUUCCAACCACCUAAACCCGUAGCUCCGGUUCAGAACAAAACAAUAUCAAAUGGCCGUGUAUCAAUGAUGCCACCUGCCCGCUCAAGAAUGACUUCUACGGCAGCUGUAUCCAAAGCCAGGAUGACUCCCAUGCCUCCCGAGACUCCAAAGUUUCCCAAACCAGAACACAGAGCAAAGAAGUCACUGUAUAUUCAAGCUAAAACGAACGUACGGAUCAGCGGCAUAUGCGACAUUCCAGAAACACCAGUAGAAACGAAACCAGCAAAACCCAGAGUAACUAUUGCCAACAAAGAAAACAGAUCAUGCCAAGCUAAUGUAAACAGAAAAUCCAUCACUCCCACGCUCAUAAACCACAAGAGGCUGGCCCCACCCCCCAAACCUGACACACCUUUAUCCAAUGACUCCUGGGAAUCUGGCAGCGAUGCCAGUUUCAUACAAAAAGAAAAGGAAAUCCAUGAAACUGAGGCUAUCACAAAUGCAAUAUUAGACGCACAACACACUCUUGAGAACAUAGUCGAGGUCUCACCACCCAUCGCAACACCAUUCAGGGAGUACAGAAACAAUAUAGAAUACACCAACUCCAGUGUUAUGGACAAUUCUAAUUCCGAAAAUGACACUAUCAUGUGCUUUGAUAACCCUACUAUGGUAGAAAGAGUCAAUAAUCAAGAUGAAAGACUAAAGGAAAGUGAAAAAGUUGACAGAGAAGAAAGUGUGAUUGUGUCAUUAUGCGACAUGCUGAAUAAAGCUACUGUCACUAACUUUGAGAGUUCAUCUAAGCUGGAGCUACGUGAAGUUGAAAGGCAGACUGAGCACAACAUUAAAAUGAUAAAAGAUAAUAUUCCAGCUCUUAUAAAUAUCAUAGAAGCUCAAUAUAAAACACUAUCUCACAUGAGAAAGCUGAUAAGAGACAUAAGAAACGGUACAAAAGUGUCAGACGAUAAAGAUAAAACUUUAGUUGGUAACAGUGAACCAAAAAGUCCUCCAAAGAGUCCAGUGCUCGGUCGCCCUUGUUCAGUUAUCAGAUUAAGUCCAAAAUCCCCUUCUUAUAAGAUACCUAAAAGAACUCCAUGUUUGAGGAAACGGGUGUUUUAUAAAUCGAUGCCUAAUGUAGUGUCAGACAUGAGCACUCCAGUGAAGUUAGAUGCUGGUACAGCUUUAAACAUGUAUAUGGAGAUGAAAGAACAGUUGCAUUUCUUGAACACUCCGCUGGUAAAGGCGCGACCGGCGCAGGUGCCGGACACGCCUGCCAUCACCUCGCAAAAUCUUCAGAUGCAACUAAAUAGAUUAUACAACAGAAGCUAGUAGUAGUUAUAUUAAAGAUUAUGAUAUGGGUU